AACGCGCUUUCCGUUUCUCAUCAACCUCUUCACGCAUCCCCACUGAUCUCCCAGUGAACCCCGCGAUCCCCGCGUCAAACACUUCUUUUCGCUGCAUGCAGCUGCAUGGUUGUAUAGUAGAUAUUUUGUGUUGUUGUAUAUAGUACGAAAAAAUGGCAAAAUCUAAAAAUCACACGAAUCAUAAUCAAAAUCGUAAAGCUCAUCGUAACGGUAUCAAAAAGCCGAAACGUUACAGACACGAAUCUACGCUUGGUAUGGAUUUGAAGUUCCUGAGAAAUCAACGGUUUGCAAAGAAACAUAACUUGAAACCCAAACAACAACUAAAGAGAGCAGAAAUGCGUAAAAUGCAUCGUGCAGUUAAGAAAUAACUUUUUCAUGUAUCGAUGAAUUUAUUGUAAUAAAAAUUACAAAAAAUGCUA
Dufourea novaeangliae is the source of this 419-nucleotide messenger RNA. It is a transcript of the gene RpL29, whose product is annotated as 60S ribosomal protein L29-1. The coding region runs from base 153 to 368 and encodes 71 amino acids. Gene Ontology annotation, cellular component: cytosolic large ribosomal subunit; ribosome. Lineage: Eukaryota; Metazoa; Arthropoda; Insecta; Hymenoptera; Halictidae. The transcript is spliced from 4 exons. Gene Ontology annotation, molecular function: structural constituent of ribosome. The record is from RefSeq and is a predicted model, not a curated record. Gene Ontology annotation, biological process: cytoplasmic translation.